UCUCUGCGGCUGGAUUUUUCCUUUCCCGUUUUCCUUCCCCUGCCCUCCCCCGUUUAAGGUUGGCAUCCAGAGGGUCGAGUUCGGGGGGCAACGCCGGGCGCAACGCCGGCGUCACGACGACGGCGGCGGCUGACGGCUGGAAGAGCAGGCUUCCUUCGCCGCUCGUCCUCCUUCCCCGGUCCGCUCGGUGUCAGGCGCGGCGGCGGCGGCGGCGCGGCGGACACACUUCGUCCUCACGCCUGCUCCCCCCCGCGCCCGAGCGGGCACUCUUCCCUUCGCCAUCCCCCGACCCUUCACCCCGGGGACUGCGCGCCUUCCCCGGCGCACCUCAGGGAGCGGAGGCCGCUCUCCUGCUCGGCUGUCGCGCCUCCAUGUCGGAUAACCAGAGCUGGAACUCGUCGGGCUCCGAGGAGGAUCCCGAGACGGAGUCCGGGCCGCCUGUGGAACGCUGCGGGGUCCUCAGCAAGUGGACAAACUACAUUCAUGGAUGGCAGGAUCGUUGGGUAGUUUUGAAAAAUAAUACUCUGAGUUAUUAUAAAUCUGAAGAUGAAACCGAGUAUGGCUGCAGGGGAUCCAUCUGUCUUAGCAAGGCUGUCAUCACACCUCAUGAUUUUGAUGAAUGUCGAUUCGAUAUCAGCGUAAAUGAUAGCGUUUGGUAUCUUCGUGCUCAAGACCCAGAUCACAGACAGCAGUGGAUAGAUGCCAUUGAACAGCAUAAGACAGAAUCUGGAUAUGGCUCAGAAUCAAGCCUGCGCAGACAUGGCUCAAUGGUGUCACUGGUGUCUGGAGCAAGUGGCUACUCUGCAACAUCCACCUCUUCAUUUAAGAAAGGCCACAGUUUACGUGAGAAAUUGGCUGAAAUGGAAACUUUUAGAGACAUCCUCUGUAGACAAGUUGACACUCUGCAGAAGUUCUUUGAUGCCUGUGCUGAUGCUGUCUCCAAGGAUGAACUUCAAAGGGAUAAAGUGGUAGAAGAUGAUGAAGAUGACUUUCCAACAACACGCUCUGACGGAGAUUUCUUGCAUAAUACCAAUGGCAACAAGGAAAAGAUAUUUCCUCAUGUACCACCAAAAGGGAUUAAUGGUAUAGACUUUAAAGGAGAAGCAAUAACUUUUAAAGCAACUACUGCUGGAAUCCUGGCUACACUUUCUCACUGUAUUGAACUAAUGGUAAAACGUGAGGAAAGCUGGCAAAAGAGACUGGAUAAGGUAAGACUAGAAGGCCCAAAUAGUCUGAUUAAUGAAGAAGAGUUCUUUGAUGCUGUUGAAGCUGCUCUUGACAGACAAGAUAAAAUUGAAGAACAGAGUGAAAAGGUUAGGUUACAUCGGCCUACAGUCUUGCCAUCUGGAGAUGCCUUUUCUUCUGUGGGGACACACAGAUUUGUCCAAAAGCCCUAUAGUCGCUCUUCCUCCAUGUCUUCCAUUGAUCUUGUCAGUGCCUCUGAUGAUGUUCACAGAUUCAGCUCCCAGGUUGAAGAGAUGGUACAGAACCACAUGACCUACUCAUUACAGGACGUAGGUGGAGAUGCCAAUUGGCAGUUGGUGGUAGAAGAAGGAGAAAUGAAGGUAUACAGAAGAGAAGUAGAGGAAAAUGGAAUUGUUCUGGAUCCUUUGAAAGCUACCCAUGCAGUUAAAGGUGUUACAGGACAUGAGGUCUGCAAUUACUUCUGGAAUGUUGAUGUUCGCAAUGACUGGGAAACAACAAUAGAGAACUUUCAUGUGGUGGAAACAUUAGCUGAUAAUGCAAUCAUCGUUUAUCAAACACACAAGAGAGUGUGGCCUGCUUCUCAGCGAGAUGUUUUAUAUCUUUCUGCCAUUCGUAAGAUACCAGCCUUGACUGAAAAUGACCCUGAAACUUGGAUAGUUUGUAAUUUUUCUGUGGAUCAUGACAGUGCUCCUCUAAACAAUCGAUGUGUCCGUGCCAAGAUAAAUAUUGCUAUGAUAUGUCAAACUUUGGUAAGCCCCCCAGAGGGAAACCAGGAGAUAAGCAGAGACAACAUUCUGUGCAAGAUUACAUAUGUUGCUAAUGUGAACCCUGGAGGAUGGGCACCAGCCUCAGUGUUAAGGGCCGUGGCAAAGCGAGAAUAUCCCAAGUUUCUAAAGCGCUUUACUUCUUAUGUCCAAGAAAAAACUGCAGGAAAACCUAUAUUAUUCUAGGAUUAACAGUGACUGAAGCAAGGCUGUGUGACAUUCCAUGUUGGAGAAGACAAACACACAAUUGAGUGCUCUGAGCUGGAACGUAGGAUCUAUAGCCUUGCUGGGGCCCAUGACCUUGACCUUGUGUACAAAAAUGAAAUACUGCAAUAGCAAAGCUGAACAUCUAACACUAGCUGUCUCCUGCUAGAUUACUCCUCGCUCAGCAUAUAACUAUAAAUACAUGUAAAAUUACAUGUAGAUGGCUAUAUUCUCAUUUGCUUGCUCCUAGAAGAGGAAAAACAAAUCAACUUUGAAUCACAUCUAGGAGUUGAUGCUUUAAUUUUUGGAAACUUUUUCAGAAUUUUUCAUUUACUUUGGCCUGGCCAGAGAGCCUCAGUUGUGUCAGGUUUUGUGUACAUGCAUUCUGUGCACCAAAUAUUCAGAUGGGGAUCUGUUUUCAGGCCACCAGGCAAAUCUGUGUCCAGAAAUUUUUGACUUUUUUGCUUUGUAUAAUCAUAGAAUUCGUUGCUGCUGAUUUCUAUAAGGAGUCCUGUUGUCAUGUCAAAUGUCUCGUAUUAACUGAGGGCUGUGGUGUUUGCCUUUUUUCUGUCUCCCUCCCAUGAAAAAGCUUGCUUCUGAUGGAGGAAGAGGGAAGAGCUUUAUUUCCCCCAGAUCCUUUCUAGUUCCAUUGUAGUUUUUAGUUAUGUACUGUGUGCUACAGAAAAUGUUCAGCUCGUUACAAACUCAGUUUGGUAAUUGCUGAACUGGUUCUGCUUGCCUCCAAACAGAAACAUCUGUGCAAAUCGUGUGGGGCUGGGAGUGAUUUCCCAGUAAAAUGGUUGGGAUAAAAUGAGCCAGUGAUUUCCCAAUAUUUAUAAACGAAUAUAUGGUAUUUAAGCAAAUCAGACUUUCAGAGGUUGAAAUUGGAUUCGAUUCUCUCUAGUUUUCAGUGAAACAGGUAUGUGAAUUACUUCUGCCAGUGUGGGUCCGGCUACAGAUGUAUCACCAGCUGUGCAGGGAAACAUGCAAGCCUUGCUCCUGUUUGCCUCAGACAUUUCAGCAGAACAGUAAAGGGUUCCAUUGAAUGAAAUUGAAUUGUUUCCCUUAGUUACCCUAAGAGCUUAAAUGUAAAAUACCUUUCGUAGUUUUCGGUGUUUAUGUCCCUUGAAAUAUGGAGUUGAGGCCAAAAAAAAAAAAAGGUCCUCCGUGAAGUCAGUUGACUGCCCACUUCAAGAUCCAGAUCGUGCUUGUACACAGCUGUGUUUCUAGGAAUCUGAGGCAUGUGUCGAUGCGUGCUGGUUGGCUUACUCAUCUCUGUGGAAACACAGCUAUCAGAAAGCCAUGUUCUGUGGAACAUGUCCUGUAUAUAUAUUCAUACAAGGUAACACAGUCUUAGUGCUAAAUGCAAAGUGAUAACUUAAUGAUGGGAUUAGUCUGAUCACUUAAUAUGCACAAUCCUGGAAUUGAAUUACUUGCAUCAGAUAUAGUGGUAUUUAUUAUUCUGUACAGAGCAAAAAAUGCAUAUAAAACAUGCUUACAUUACAUGCACGCAGCGUUCAUGCUCCGUAAAUCUUUUCUAUUUUUUAAUUUACCUUUCUCUAAAUGAUGUGCAUGGAAUAUGCCUUAUUACAGAAAAAUGCUGUUCAUAAUUUGACUGUGGAAAAGUGCCUAUAUGGUGGUAAUGCUAGUAAGGCAAAUAAGACAAAUUAUCCUAUCAGUUUACUACAUCACCAGGUAACAUUUUAUAUUGUGAUGAUAAAAAGUUUAUACCUCAAAUGUGUAUUUUAUUUUGCAAUCAGCUGUGGGGUUGGGAUGGGCAUGUGGGAGGGCUGGGGAGGGGAAGAUUUAUUCACCAGAGCCGCUGAUGGAAAUCCUCAAAAAAAACCAACCACAAAACUCUGCCCACUAUAAUUGUUUCUUUUUUGCCAUUUCUGAUAACUAUCAUGAACACAGACAAGUAAUUUUUCAUAAUUAAAUUGGAUAGCUUUAUUUUACAAAGGUAUGGAAAGUUUACAAAGCAGUAUCAAAAUCUUAACUAUCAUUAAUUGCAUUUGCACUAAAUGUGAUGAUGUACUUUUGCAAUUCAUUCUGUAAAUAAAAUUACACUAAAAAUAUUUGUAUUAAAAAAAGAAGAAAAGAAAAAAAUAUUCCCUGUAGAGAACUGGAAUGGUAUUUGGCCAGAGUGAAUCCCGCCCAGUCAGAUGUAGCUGGGGACAGUAGGAAGGUCAGAGGAGGUCACCACUGGAGAGGUACUGGACUCUCAGACAGUACACGGAACUUCUGGAAGUAAGUUUGUACAGCUAACCCCUCAUAGGCAACAUCUGUGGUGUUUCCUCCUCUAUAGAUAACUUCCUGUCACUCCCCCAAGCCAAAAAUAAAUAAAAAUAGCCAUUUA
This is a messenger RNA of Echinops telfairi (small Madagascar hedgehog), 4530 nucleotides long. It is a transcript of the gene CERT1, whose product is annotated as ceramide transporter 1. Gene Ontology annotation, molecular function: phosphatidylinositol-4-phosphate binding. Gene Ontology annotation, biological process: ER to Golgi ceramide transport. The coding region runs from base 372 to 2156 and encodes 594 amino acids. The record is from RefSeq and is a predicted model, not a curated record. Lineage: Eukaryota; Metazoa; Chordata; Mammalia; Afrosoricida; Tenrecidae. Gene Ontology annotation, cellular component: Golgi apparatus. The transcript has 17 exons.